AUGGCAGGCAAGAAGAAAGAAGUCCAGCUCCAGACUGCAAUAACCAACCAAAAGCAGUGGGAUGAAAUGUUGCUGACAAAAGGUGUAGUAGUGAUAGAUGUGUACCAGGCUUGGUGUGGUCCUUGCAAAGCUGUGCGGAGUUUAUUCAGAAAGCUGCAGAACGACUUCAGUGAAGAUGAUGUGCUGCAUUUUGCAGUGGCAGAGGCUGACAGCAUUCCAACUCUGCAACCAUUUAGGAAUACGUGUGAACCUGCAUUUCUUUUUUGUGCUAAUGGUAAAAUCAUUGCAAUAGUGAGAGGUGUAAAUGCUCCUCUCAUAAGUAAGAAAAUAACAGAGCUGGUGCAGGAAGAGAGGGAAAUUGCAGCUGGACGGAAGGAACGCACCAAGGUGGAUGAACUUGUUUUCCUAGAGGAGAAAUCAUCAGAAGAGAGUGUUGAAGAGAACAUACCUGAGGCAGUUAGAUAUUCUGUUGGAAUCAUAAAACCUGAUGAUGUCUUAGAGGGACGUGUAGAAGAAAUUAAACAAAAGAUCAGAGGUGCAGGAUUUCGCAUUGAAGCAGCAGAGGAGAAAAUGUUAACUGAAGAGCAAAUCAGAGUCUUCUAUGCCCAGAAAAAAGACCAGCCUGAUUUUGAGGACUUUGUUCAGUUCAUGCUGAGUGGACCGUGCCACAUUCUGGCAAUCACUAAAGAGGAAGCAAGUGGAGCUAUUCCUCAUUGGAAAGAACUGGAUGAAUCAAGUGAGAGUGUGCCUGAUGAGCCAGACAGGUAACUACCAGGGCUGAAAGAAGCAGAGAGCAUAUUAAGUAUUUGUGAUGUGCAAGACAGCAUAGAAGAUGCCAGCAGACAACUUGCCUUCUUCUUCCCAAAUUUUGAUGCAAAGAAAGCAGACCACAAAGUUGAAAGGACUUUGGCUUUAAUUAGACCUUGUCUCCUAAAGGAAAGACGAAAUUCUAUCAUACAAAGAAUAAAGGAUGAUGGCUUCGAAAUAGCAAUGCAGAAAGAAAUAAUGCUAACUGAAGAGCAAACACGGGAAUUUUAUAAGGAACAUGUAGACCAAGACUACUUCCCAGUCCUUCUAGAGCAAAUGACCAGUGGUCCAACUCUUGUGCUUGCUCUAACACGAGAAAAUGCUGUAGCACACUGGAGAGACUUAUUAGGCCCAAAGACUGUUGAAGAGGCUAAGAAGGAAAAUCCAGGGAGUUUGCGUGCAAUAUAUGCAGUGGAGAAUGUACCUAUUAGUCAGCUGCAUGGCAGCUCUACACCACAUGAAGCUCAGAAGGAAUUGCAGUUCUUCUUCCCUCAGGAGCAUACUCUGGCACUAAUCAAACCUGAUGCUGCUAGAGAGCACAAAGAUGACAUUAUGCAAAGAGUUAAAGAUGCUGGAUUUACCAUCUCAAAGAUUAAAGAACAAGCUUUAACUCGUGAAAUGGCUGCACAGUUUUAUAAGGAUCACGAAGGAAAACCCUUUUUUGAACAGCUGGUGAACUAUAUGACUGAGGGUCCAUCAGUGGUAAUGGUCUUGACGAAGGAAAAUGCUGUUGAAGAGUGGAGGAAUCUAAUGGGUCCAACAGAUCCAGAAGUGGCAAAAGAGAACUUUCCUCAAUCAAUUCGAGCUCAGUUUGCUCAAGACAUUUUGUCCAACGCUGUUCACGGAUCAUCUACCCAAGAGCACGCGCUGAGGAGCAUUGAGUGUGUAUUUGGAGAGCUUGAUAUAGAUUGA
Dryobates pubescens (Downy woodpecker) is the source of this 1719-nucleotide messenger RNA. RefSeq names its product NME/NM23 family member 8 (gene NME8). The transcript is spliced from 16 exons. Gene Ontology annotation, molecular function: nucleoside diphosphate kinase activity. The record is from RefSeq and is a predicted model, not a curated record. NCBI's taxonomy places the organism in Eukaryota, Metazoa, Chordata, Aves, Piciformes, Picidae. Gene Ontology annotation, biological process: UTP biosynthetic process; CTP biosynthetic process; GTP biosynthetic process.